Molecule: messenger RNA, 7802 nt
Organism: Balaenoptera ricei (Rice's whale)
Lineage: Eukaryota; Metazoa; Chordata; Mammalia; Artiodactyla; Balaenopteridae
Gene: LDLRAD4
Product: low density lipoprotein receptor class A domain containing 4
Biological process (GO): negative regulation of transforming growth factor beta receptor signaling pathway
Cellular component (GO): early endosome membrane; Golgi membrane
Molecular function (GO): R-SMAD binding
Source: RefSeq, a predicted model, not a curated record
CUCGGAGGGGGAUGGGGAGAGCGGAGAGGCCGGCGGACCGCGAGGCAGACGGCGCGGAGGCGGAGGCGGCACCCGAGGCACCGUCUCCCGCUUCCCCGCUUGGCGCUGCGGGCCGGCCGGCCGGCCGGGCCGGGAAUCUCCUGCGAACCGGGGAGGAGCUGCCGCCACCAGGCCGGCUGAGCGUCCGGGGAGCGUGGAAGGGGGCGGGGAACGCGGGGAGCCGGGGCCGAUCCCGGCCCUUAAAGCGGCCCCCCCGCGCCCCGCGCCCCGGCAGCCUCACUUCAGAGCCGCGGCCGCAGCAGUUCAAGUUCUAUAUCUGUAACAUCAAAGUGCCAUCUCCUGAUUGGACCGUUUUCAGGAACUCGUGUCAGUUUUCGUAUCAGCUUAAAAGCAAGGGGAGAGGCGAAGCAUAGAGAGCUGCAGAUCAGACCCUCCUGAACCCCCCGGAGCAAGUGAGACCCCUGGAGAAUGCUGGCUGCCAGGCGGCUGGGGGGGUCCUUCCUCUGAGGUGGGUAGGCCGGUGUCCGUGGGACAGCUUCCUCGCUCCUGGGCCCACCAUGGCCUCCACUCUCUGGCUGGACGGCUGAUGUGACCGGUGCCCCGAGCGUGCACACUGCUGGACUGGGUGCCGUCCCAGCUACCACCUGCUCUCAGAGUCUGGGAGCAGGGCAGGUUGGUGUCCGAUGCUACCAGAAGCCAGACAGGCAGAGUGAUGGCCUCCUGCAAGCUGAGAUGGAGGUGACCUGAGGCCUCCUGGAUGUUCCUGGUGACGGGACAGCUGACAAGUUGGAACACAGGCCUGCCGGGGAGCAGUAUGCAGGAAGCUGGCUUUCAGGCCACAAAUGCUUUCACAGAGUGCAAAUUCACCUGCACCAGCGGGCAAUGCUUGUAUCUUGGUUCACUGGUCUGUAACCAACAGAACGACUGUGGGGACAACAGUGAUGAAGAAAACUGUCUCCUGGUGACUGAACAUCCACCUCCGGGCAUCUUCAGCUCGGAGCUGGAGUUCGCCCAGGUGGUCGUCGUGGUGGUGGUGGUCACGGUGAUGGUCGUGGUUGUCGUCUGCCUGCUGAACCACUACAGAGUCUCCACCCGGUCCUUUAUCCACCACCCGGGGCAGGGCCGGAGGCAGGACGGGCCGCAGCCGGAAGGGCGCCUGUGGCCUUCAGACAGAUCUGGACCUCGGCCCGCCUCGGAGAUCAUGUACGCCCCACGGUCCAGGGAUGGGGGGACUGCCCCAACCUUUCUCCAGAGGGAUCGGUUCAGCCGCUUCCAGCCCACCUACCCCUAUGUGCAGCACGAGAUCGACCUUCCCCCCACCAUCUCCCUGUCGGACGGGGAGGAGCCGCCUCCUUACCAGGGGCCCUGCACCCUGCAGCUCCGGGACCCCGAACAGCAGAUGGAACUCAACCGAGAGUCUGUGAGGGCCCCGCCCAACCGAACCAUAUUUGACAGCGAUUUGAUAGAUGUGUCUGUCUUCAGCGGGGGCCCACGCCCACCCAGCAGCAAUUCGGGCAUAAGUGCCAGCACCUGCAGCAGUAACAGGAGGAUGGAGGGGCCACCCCCGGCCUACAGCGAGGUGAUGGGCCACUGCCCGGGCGCCACUCUCUUCCACCCCCAGCACAGCAGCACGCACAGGGGGAGCAGACUGCCACUCCAGCGGGACGGCCUGCGGGGCACCGAGCUGCCCGUCCAGGGCAAGGACAGGAAGCCCGGGAACCUCGUCUGACCUGCGUGCAUACCUGACUUAAGAAAAGAGGAGGGAGGCGGUGGCACUGCCCCUCCGUCCCCAGCACAGCAAGUUCAGUAAAACAGAAUGAUUCCUUCCACAGGAGCCGCACGCAGGCUGAAAUAGUACAAACCUCCUUCAGUCUGGCCGCAAACGGUGUUCAUCUGGGGCAGUGAUGGGAAAGGGCAGGUUUUGGCAAAGGGUGGGCAUGAGAACACAAAGGGUUGCUUUGAAGACAUCAUGAAAUAAAACCCACAGAGGCAUCUGACUUGAUUAUGAAAGCAGACGCAGCAGGGGAAGAGGCCAGAAUGGCCUGUUUUACAAUUAACUGAAUACAGAGAAAAACAUUAUACAUUAUGGGGAAGAAUCACCAGUUUGCUUCCCACCCCCAACCUGUGGAACUUUUGUUUUAAAAAUAUGAUUCUAAAUUCCUGUUUUGUGUGCCAAGGUAUAAAGUGGAGAAGUCAGAUGAAUGCAAGGGGUUAAUCAGUGUUGUGAUGCUGUGUUUUAAAAGUUGCACUAUCUUCAUGUUUAAGAUAAUGAGGAAGCUUUACGCGAAGUUCUGUAUGUUGUCUUUUCACCUGUGGAUUAUAAUUAGGCCUCAUAAUAAUCUCCCCCAUAAUCAUGCAGGAAAGGGUGUCUGGGGAGGUAGCCUAACAUACGCCACUUACUUACAUUCACCAAGAAAGUCACCACACAGCAGUGAAUGCGUCACUGAGGCACCUGGAGACUCUGGAUGGAGCAGAGGAAACUCCUGCAUCCCUGGUGUGUUGAGUCCCUCCAGCCUCAGGCUGCGUGUUUCACACCUGCAUUUACACACCACGCAGUGCUGCCCUGGUCCUCCAGCAGUGCAGUUUCUGUGGUAAUUUAGAUUUUGUUCACUGUAGCAUGAAAUAUACUCAGAUAAUACGCUAUUUUAUGCAAUAGUUUAAAAUGCAAGGUGGCUAUUUUUAUACUGUUGAAACACAUGACUUAAGUGUGUUCCCGCGGUCUCUCCUUCCCUGGAUAGUAGAGUUCAGGCCUGGAUGGCUGGUCAGCAAGACUCAGCAGUUGCGUCUGUGCAGCCCGCUGCCCUGGCAUGUGCGUGACGCUGGCUGCAGAUUCUGUGUAGAAGCCCCUGGGACUGAGGAAGGGACCCAUGUGGCCAAGUGUGCGAACCAGCACCCGGGAGGAAUGCAGUGCUCAGAACCAGAUGCGCCCCCAGGGGUCACUAAGCCUCUGCAGUGGAGGCCAGAACUGGGCGGAGAGCAACUCAGAGCACAGGGUAAAAGCACAACCUGCAGCUAAAAUCAACUAGAAAACUAACCUUAAAUAUCGUAACAUUCAUUCUCACCUAAAAUAAGUAACUUCCUUCUACAGGAGCAACUGCCUUUGCUGCACCCGGGUGGGGUGCUUCUGUGCAGCCCCGGCCUGCUCUCGCAGGGACCGAGGGCUGGAGGGAUGACUUGGGACUCUGACCUGCAGUUCUGGAUGUCUGCUGUCAUGGUCUCGGAGGUGGCUGCCCGGUGAGGUGCCCUCGUGCUGCUGGCAGAAAGCUCUCAAACUGCUUUCUGCUGCUCCUUUCCGAGGCUCCUCUUGGUUGGUAGGUCCCUGGGUUUUGUUUGGAGGAUUGGAAUCUUCAUCCAUUUCACAUAGUAACAUCCACACAAGUAGUCAAUCUCUUAAAAGGAGAAGAUGGUGGUCAACAAUUGUCACUCAUGCUUCAGUCCCUGUUGAGCAGUGUGCACGCUGAGGGCCACAGCAGGAGCUCUGGGAUGGGCAGAGCCCUGGGGGCCUGACCAGAGGACCCCCACCCACCCACCAUAUCAGAUGGCCUCGACCUCAAGUCUGUGCUUAAAGGAGGCUGGGACUCUGCGUGGCGUGAGGUUUCCCCUUGUGUUGCUGGUGAAGAUGGGGAGGUGCCUGUCUUCCCCAUCUUCGGGCAGAUUAUUGGUCAGGCGUUCCCCUUAGGUGCAGAAUGAGAAGGCUGGCUGAUGGUGUCAUCAUUCCAAACCUCACCUGCACUUUUGGUAGAGUGGGUGAACACACCCAAUAGUUCUAGCUCAAAAUGAUGAGUUGUGCUCAGAAACUUAUAAAUUCCUUAGUCACUUUGCAAGUACCUGAACAUUUUGCAGAUGUUCACGGUACUGGUAAAACAAUUAUUUAAUUCAAAUAACUUUAAUCGUUCUUCAAAACCGAGACUGCUCCCUUUCGGCCACCCUAUUAGAUAAUUGCCUCUAAUGUAAAUAGUUAUUUAAUGAUGCAGACAUAUCAAACCAUGACUUGAAUGGUCUCUGAGGCUGGGCCUCUGUAAUGAAUUAGUUUAAAAGUCAAGGUCAUAAAUUGAAUUAAUAGUCAGUUUCCCUUCAACACAGGAAAAAGGUGAUUUGUAUCUCUGCUCUUUCGAAGGUUGUGGCUGACCUGGUGUGGAAAGAGGCGUGACGGUGAAGCUGCAGCUUGAUCAGUGGGGCCUGAGGGUCCAGGUUAGAAACCAGAGGGUUAGGGGAUCAGUGAGCAGUGGGUGGGAGCCGGGCUCCAUCGUCUUAGUGACUCCCUGGAUAUGAACCCCAGGCACCUUGAGUCCCACUUAUAGGAACACUCAUGUGUCUGUUGGCUUUUUCAGAAAGCCUAGUGUUCCUCAGACACUAAGGUUGUCCUUUACUACAAAAGAGAUUUUGCUAAAGAAAUUGUGCAUUUAUUGUGCUGGCCAAAAAGUUCGUUCAGGUUUUUCCAUGUUACGGAAAAACCUGAACGAACUUUUUGGCCAAACCAACACAAAGUUCUAUCUGUGACCAAAAUUCAGUGUUAAAAAAGCUUGACAAGCAUACCCUCUGUCCUCCGUACCAUAAAUACACUUGGACACACAGCCCAGACAGCAGAGGAAAAUGUGCAAAACUUGGGAAGGUUUCUCAUGAGGAUGACACUUAAGUCCACUAAUUGCAGCUGGGAGAGGACACAGGGGCCAGCAGGAAGCGGGGGGCCUUCUACCCCAGCAUAGGGACCUGUACUCAGAUGAGUGUGUCUCCAGCUUCAAAUUAUCACCCUCUUCACCUGUAUUUUAUCAUCAUAAGAAUGAGAAGGGCUCAAGGGCAAGCACUUUUCAAAAGCAGCUCAGAUCUGGAAGAAUCCGUUCAAAUCCCCGCCCUCCUCAGAACCAGUGGCUGCAUCCUGACAGGUGGGCCUGAAUCUUACCUCCACCUGCUCUUUUGUCCAGAGAGUCCUUGCAGAGACUGUCCAGGUCCACGAGCCCCUCCAAAGCAGCUUCCAUUUGCUGUUGGCCACCAGGUUCCCACACUGGUCUGGCUGCGAGGCAGCGGCUAGGGGCUGCUCCCCAAGCCUUGUGUUUGCUGUGCCAAGGCUGCUGCUUGAGGUCUGCUGCUUAGAACAGCAACAUGUUAGUGUACCAUUCAUUUUUCUUAAAAUUUCCAGAGCUGAGCAGUGUCUGUGAAGGAAAAACUGGGAAAGAUACUUGUGCUGGGCGCAGGGCCUUGCGGUGACAGCUCCCCCCCCACCACCUUGGUGGAGAAGCAGGGACCAGGCUCCCCUUCUGCAUGGUCACCUUGGUUACCAUGGCCUUGGCGAAAUGGAGAUGCAUUGGCAAGUCCUCCCCAGUGUGAGGACGCUGUGUCUAAAGGGGCCCAACAAAAGCAGAUGAAAGACCUGCUCUCACCCCGACCACAAAUGGGUCCCAGCGGCUCACCUGAAUUGUGCGAAUUCCACAGGAAUCAGGAUUUCAGCUUAGCUUAUUUUACUCCCCAAGUGCUGCAUCUUGCACAGUUCAAGUUUAUGUUCACGGCCAGGGUUAGACGGCCACUUGCUGCUCCUGCCUUCAGGCUGGCGCGCGGGGAGGGAUGCCUUGUGAGCAGCGCUGUCCUCAGUGUGUGUGAGGUGCUGGGGUGAGAGCUGUACAGAGAUGCAGAUGAUGAAGAUCCACGUCCUUUCACAGCGCUCAGCGUGGCAGUAGUUUUUAAGCGGCCAAGGUGUCUCAUGUUCUAACUUCAGCAGAUGCAGGAACCCAGCCCCCUUUGUUGUGCCUCACUCACAAUGGUGCUUUCAGUGUCUGUCAGGCGUUCAUUUGUAAGGUGCUGUAUAUAACUUGACUAUAUUACGCACAUAUCCUACCCAAUGGGUAGAACAAAACUUUGUUAAUACUGCAAUAUAAGGUAUAGAUACCAAUUUUAACAGAAAUGGCAUAGAAUUUGUGAAUGCCUAUGUGCUUUGUCCUCUUUUAUAAGGAAAUUUGCGAAUGGAUGCAUACAGAUAAAAGUCUAUGUAGUUUAUUAAUAAAUAUCAGUAUUGUAACACAAGGGAAACAAGUCUGAACAAGCAAGCACUGCCUAUGAACAACAUAUGUACAGCAAUCAGAGUUGAAUCUUUGCUGUGAAAACUUCUUAAGAAAUAAUUUUUAAAAAUCCCACAGCCUUUUGAAGCCACCAGAUGCUUAUUUUAAUCCCUUCAAUAAUGUUCAGUUGGACCAGUAUUAGUUAUAAUCAGAAAAAAAUGUGGAUUCUUCAACUUGCUUUAUGAAAAAAUAUUCUAUCUCAUGUUGUAGAAUGAAGAGGGCAAACCCAGUGAAGAGUGCUCUUUUCACUGAAAUUGCAAAACUUAGGUCAGAGUGAGCACAUUAGCCUGCAGCAGAGGACUGUGCAGUCCAGAUGCAUUUGUGACCAUCUGUCUCUCUGUGCCUUUUUGACAAACGGAAGCUGUGGAACCAAUGAAUGAACAGUAGCAUUUGCAGGAAAAAUAACUUAGGACAAACCAGUCCACUUGAGAAGACCCCAGUCUCAGAAAGAUUUCUUUUAUGGGUUAUAAUUAGCAGAUUGGCAAUCAGCCAGCCGAGUGAAUUCUUAUGUCCCGUCCCUUCCUUUUGGUGUCUCCUGGUGAUCAUGACCCCAGAAACAAACUAGGCUUUGCCACUGACCAGGGACCACGUCACACCCCCUGACUCAGCAUCUACUUACAGCUCUCUUUAGUGUCUGAUGGUGACCUCUGCAUUUAUCUUCAAAUAUUCUAAUAUUGAAAAAAGAAAAAAGAAGAGCCUAUGACAACAUUCAUUAAAACCAUGGAUGAAAUCGUGGUGUGGGCAUCCUUCCCAGUGCCGUCCACAGUUUCGUGAAAUUCUGUCCACCUGAUCCAUAUUUCCAGUUUAUUCUGUCAUCGGAGGAUGUAAAUUCUAAUAAUUCCUUGUUUUUUAUUUGUUCCGUGGUGUAUGCUUUGAUUUUGAAAAUCACGAUGGAGCUUGUCCUCCACAAAAUAAUUACUGAUUAUCCUUAAACUGAAAACACCUCUGCAGCUCUUGAUGCUAUUGGACCAGAGGUCAGCCCUUCUUUGACUGUGCUUUCCAAGGCCCACAAGAAGAUGGGGAUCUGUGUUUUCUGCGCCCAUUGCCCCCGCUGUCUGCUCACUGCCAAUGGCAGUGGCCCUGGUGGUUCAGGUCAAGGGUGGAGGCUCCUCCCUGUCAGAAAAACUUCCCCAGGCUUCACCUCUUGGGAGGACUGCUGAGCAGGAGUGUCAUCUGAGGAUGUUCUAGACUCAGAGGCACUAAAUUUGUUACCAUGUCAUGGCUUUUCUACAGGACUACUAGAGGCUUAAACUUUACUGUUAAUUAUACUGGUUCAUCUUAAUGUGCUUGCUGGUAUAUUGCUAUUCUUCAUUUCACGGCUUUCAAAAAUCACACUUUCUGAUGUAAACGCUAUUUUAAAAUAUGUACAAUACUAUUCACAGCAUUUAAUUCACUUAAUUUUCAUUAGGCUGCUUUAUAAUGAAAAAGUACAACUGUAUCUGAACUUUUCAAUAGUUGUUCACAUGAUCUAUAAUAAUCUCAAGUUGUUAAAGUCUCUUUUUCAAACAGACAUUUGUGCUUACUGUUCAACAUAAUUCCCAGUUAUACACAGAGAAAGAUUUCCAGCUGUCAUGUAUCUGCCUCUUUAACUGAGCGAGGGGAUGUAGUUCUUAGACCCAAGGUCUGUAACCGCAAUCCGGACUUUUAAAGGAAGAUGUUGCUCUAAGUGCUGUGUGUUAUGAAAUCAGCCUCUUCUGCUUGUUCUUAAUGCUGUGUUUGAACCACAGCUCAAAAUCAUUAAAAAUGAUCACU